AGGGCCCGGCCCCGCCCACCUCUCUGUAUAGGGGCUAGUUCCCCAGUGGGCAGCUCCGGAGCAACGCGCCAUGGCCGGGCUGUUGGCCCUGCUUGGCCCGGCUGGAAGAGUGGGCGCCCGACUGCGGCCCCCGGCCCCUUGGCUCCUGGGAGCCACCACCUCCAGUGCUCCACCUCUCUGGGCCUUGGCCUUGUCCCGCCCGGGGCCGGACGCCCGGCUGCUGCGCACGACCCGGGAGUACUGCCUCAGCCGCCAGGGGCCCAACAGGAUCACUGAGCCAGGAAGCAAUGCCAACAGCACAGAGAAAAAGCUAAGCAAAUCGCAACAGCUGAAGAAAGUUUUCCAAGAAUACGGGGCCGUGGGCGUGUCGCUGCACAUUGGGAUCUCUCUGGUCUCCUUGGGGAUAUUUUACACAGUUGUUUCCAGUGGCAUAGACAUGUCUGCAAUCCUGCUUAAGCUUGGCUUUAAAGAGUCACUGGUGCAAUCCAAGAUGGCAGCAGGCACCAGCACGUUCGUGGUGGCCUAUGCAAUCCACAAGCUCUUCGCGCCUGUGAGGAUCAGCAUCACCUUGGUGUCUGUGCCCUUCAUCGUCAGAUACUUCCGCAGAGUGGGACUCUUUAAACCUCCAGCCACCAAGCCUUGAAGCCAGGGUAUGGGUAUUUUGCCUGCAUGUCUGUCUGUGCACACGCAUGCUCUGUGUCCAAAGAGACCAGAAAAGAGAGUCAGAC
Acomys russatus (golden spiny mouse) is the source of this 728-nucleotide messenger RNA. RefSeq names its product family with sequence similarity 210 member B (gene Mims2). Gene Ontology annotation, cellular component: mitochondrion. NCBI's taxonomy places the organism in Eukaryota, Metazoa, Chordata, Mammalia, Rodentia, Muridae. The transcript is spliced from 4 exons. The record is from RefSeq and is a predicted model, not a curated record. The coding region runs from base 71 to 643 and encodes 190 amino acids.